This is a messenger RNA of Penicillium riverlandense, 2718 nucleotides long. Its product is annotated as DDHD family phospholipase. The transcript is spliced from 4 exons. Gene Ontology annotation, cellular component: cytoplasm. Lineage: Eukaryota; Fungi; Ascomycota; Eurotiomycetes; Eurotiales; Aspergillaceae. Gene Ontology annotation, molecular function: metal ion binding; glycerophospholipase activity. The coding region runs from base 1 to 2718 and encodes 905 amino acids. The record is from RefSeq and is a predicted model, not a curated record.
AUGGCCGGUGUUGAGCAGAAAUCCUUCCUGGGCUCCCUCUCGCCGUGGGGGACGCCACGUGCGUCGACGCCGCAGUCGGGCCACCAGCACGGGCAAGAAGUCCUCCAACGUUCCCAGGGCGAGGACCACACGGUGACACACCGGCACAAACUGAGUGCGCGUCUCUACCCUCGGGAUUGCCCCGCACUGAAGGUGCGAUGGUUUUACGCGGUGGACUCCCCCAAGCGCAAACCCGCUCUGCUGGGGGAAAAGAAGCCCGACCAGAAAGCCUUACCCCUGCCGAAGAAAUUCAUUCCUUUCUCGAUGAAAGACUCGCAGUCGAUCGAGGCAACCUUUCAGCGACUCGCCGACAUUGAGGAUACCCGCGAGGGAAGCGACACUCCCGGCUCGAAUGAACCCGAGGUGUCGACAAAAGUGCCCGUGAACGAGGACUUCCUCUUCGAUGUGGACGUGGAACGACGGGAGCUGGCUCCCGCAUACUGGGUUGGCCCCGUCUACGAGGUCCGUCGAGGCACAUGGUUCUUCCAGGAUGGGUCCACGCUGAAGCCAUGCGAAGAAAACCUCGCCACGCAGCUCGAAGAAGGUUAUCUCAAGGUGCGACCAUGGAGACCAGACACGACGCAGCCAAGUCUGGAAAGGCCUGCGCCCAAGUCAAACGAGCAUGAUCGCUCCGGUGGCACGGUUGAUCAUGGCACUGCCCAGCCUACCUCUACAGGAGCUGCUGCCCCCUCCCAAGGUACCGCUGGGACGGGGCCCUCUGUCCCUCCCAUAGAGCGUCAACAGUAUCGACUGUUCGGCGCAUAUAUGAACAGGAUCGUUGCCUAUCAAGACUCGUCGACCGCCUGGGUGAUCAAUGAUGAUUUCAUGUCGCGUGUUAGCACAACCGUAUAUCAAAAGUUAGGCGGGAUCCCGGGUACCAAAGUCAUCCGCGGUGAUCAAGAGCUCAAACGAUCCAAAGAGCCGGUUGAAUCGAAAAAUCCGGAAUCAAAGAAUAUAGAAAAGGCAUCGGCUCCCUCCGCCCCGGAGCCUUCUUCAGCCCAGUCUCAGCAAUUAGAAGCACCGACCUCUUUGAAAGCGCCCCGGACAGAAAAGUCCGAAGGUGAUGAAAACAAUAUCCAAAAUCCAAGAUCUACAUUGGAGCGACAAAUGUCGUCUCUAGCUGGUGAACCGCAGAACCCGGCCGAGUUAGAAGAACAGGCCCGAAUGCAAGAAGAGCAGGAAAUGGAAGACUCGAGAGAAGUCGACGGCGAAGACCGAGAACGAGAAGUCGACCAUCUCAUUCUGGUCACUCAUGGCAUCGGUCAACGGCUCGGUUUACGAUUGGAGAGCAUUAACUUCAUCCACGACGUGAACGUCCUUCGCAAAACCCUGAAAGGGGUUUAUAAAGCCUCGCCUGAUCUGCAGGCACUGAAUGCCGCAUUCCCGGACAGCAAUCGGAACUGUCGAGUUCAAGUACUUCCUGUAUGCUGGCGACACCUCCUGGAUUUUCCUUAUCGAGGGGUUCGACAGAAUCGCAAGGAACUGGAUCUGGCCGAUGCAGACGCUCUAGAAGACGACACGUAUCCAGGCCUGAGUGAUAUCACACUAGAAAGCGUCCCCGCGGUGCGAAACCUGAUCUCCGACCUGGCCAUGGAUGUGCUGCUUUAUCAAAGUAGAUACUGCGAGCAUAUCUCCAACAUUGUGAAGCAGGAGUGUAACCGGAUUUUGGACCUUUACAGACAGCGCAACCCAUCUUUCAAGGGUUCGGUCAGCUUGUGCGGUCAUUCCCUGGGGAGUGCCAUCUUGUUUGAUAUCCUGUGCCAUCAGCCAGACCACCUGCAUCCAAGCCAUGAAAAGGGGAAUGCUUCGAUCCAUUCCGACGGAGGGAGUCCCGCCUUGGACUUUGAAUGUGAAGAAUUUUUCUGUCUGGGCUCCCCCAUUGCCCUGUUCCAGAUGCUGAAGGGGAAAACGAUUGCCGGGUACGCCCCACCGGGGAAGAGAAGCCGCAACAGUACGUUGGACGUUGAUAUCAAUCCUGAGAGUUUGGGGGCUGCUUCCAAACGGGACUCGCAUAUUAGUUCCGCAGCCCGGAUGGGGGACAACUCUGCCAUCUUCUCCUCGCCGCGGUGUCGCGAUCUCUACAACAUCUUCCAUCCAUCAGAUCCAGUGAGCUACCGUCUCGAGCCACUCAUCUCUCCUGCCAUGGCCGCGCUCAAGCCGCAGCCCUUACCCUCGGUCAAGAAGAGUCUCUGGACCGCCUCGGGCCAAAGCCUUUCCGUGCUCGGUUCUCGCAUGGGCCAGAGUAUGGGAUCUCUAUGGACCAACUUCACCACUGGAGUGGCCAGCAGUUUGUUGAAUCGCAGCCUCGGACUGCCUGCCGACGAGGCCCAUGCCGGGAAGUUGGCUGGCCAUCCCACCCUGAUCGAAUCCGACCUGGAGACGCUGUACGAUGGCUUCCAAAAGACCCGACACAACCAGAAGAAGACCGACCCGGGGGAUGCCGACACCGACCUGGAGGCCGAAGAUCAAGAGCGCAAGCUGCGACUGGAAGAUGCCAAAGUGCGUGCCUUGAACGCCAAUGGCCGGGUCGACUACAGUGUGCAAGAGGGCGCCUUCGACAUCUCGUUGAUUGCUAGCAUUGCCAGCCACCUCACUUACUGGGGCGAUGAGGAUGUCAACCACUUCAUGCUGUCGCAGAUGCUGUCACGGAGAAGUCGACAUCGGCGUCCAGUCCCGUAG